CGGCUCAAGAGCACGCCGUCACUUUACCUUUCCCUCGGAGCCAGAAGGCCGAGGAGUAGAUUGAUAUUGAGAACAAAGCUUACCAUCGUUUCAAGAUGUUUGAGGGAACCCCUCUCGAUAGCAGUUCAACCCGUCCCGUCCAAGCAAACGGUCCAGACCCCAAAAGUCCAGACUCUCAGUCAGAUGGACCUUCGUCGUCUUCGCCACAUCAUUCGCUUCCCUGCUGGGCAGCCCAGGCUCAGAGUGACCUCGACCAGGCCAGGGAGGAGCUACGUCAGAUACGGCUCCGUCACGCAACUGAGAUUGAGACGGUGAAGCGGGGCGUAGAACGGGCGAUCCUCGGAGCACGUACAGAAGAGAAGCGUCUGCUGGAGAGGGUGGAGCAGGACCAUCGGGACACUCAGCAACGAUUGGAACAAGUUGAGAGGGAGAACAUGGCAGCCGCCAGGGCGAGUCAGUCUCUGUUGGAGCAAAGGUUUGAGAAGUUGGUCCGGUUUCAAAGACGACUCCAGACAAUGAGUCAGCCUGUUCCAUCUGAAAAGGGCCCAAACAAAAAACCCCUACUAGAGGAGAUUUCAGAGCUCCUGCAGCCCUGGGAAAUUUCUGUUGCCCUCAAGAAAGUAAACUUCAAACCAAGCUCCCAGCCUAAUGCAGUAACUUUUGGAGACAUUCGAGUGGAGGAGCAACAUCUGUGUCUGAAUGUUGGAGGCUGUGGGCCAAAUGGAAAGCUGUGUGCCUUACAUUCACAGGAGAUGCAUUGUGAAGACAUAAACCAACAAAGUUCUGAAAGAGCAAAAAGCACGCAAGGACACGGUUGGACAUCACCAACAGGCAGGACAGUCAAAAGGAUCAACCUCUUAAAUCGUGGUGAUGUAGAGUCACAGGAAGAGCAGAAGCUUUCUUCUGCAAAGAUACACCACUGGCUGCCGAAAUGUGAACAGUUUGACUGGGAAGCAUCCCAAGUUGAUGAGAUGGAUAAAAGUUGCUUUGAGCAACAAGGGGAGAAGUUAUUUUUGGCUCUGCCUUCUGCUGAAAAUAAGGAUAUCAAAGCAAAAGACCUGGUAUGCACAAUGAGCAGUGCUGGAAAAUAUUGCUCACCCUCUAAUCAGAGGAAGAUGCUUUCUGUGGCCACUAGUAGAAAAGCGUCCCCUUCCCCCGAGCGACGUCAGGAAUCUGCCAAGAUGAGUCGUUGCUUGAGCCCAGAUAACAAUGGGGUAGAAAAAAGAAAAGGAAGGCUUGAUUCAAAUAAUAGGCCUUCUGUUAGUAGUACACUAACGUCUGCUAGGAUGGCUCCAAGAGAUCAUUUGGUGAGUCAAAGCUGCCUAGAUAUCACCUCCAAAGUGAGAUCACACUCUCGUCUUAGCCAGUCUUCCGAUGAACACUCUCUGGGGACGUUGGGUGAUUCCGGACGUGCGCCAUCUCCAGCAGACAGCCUUGACUCCACCUACACAUUUAUUGUUAGCCCAUCACACGACUUCAGUUUGAACAAAGGCUCUUUAAAUCACAGUUGUCACCUGUCCAAGUCGGCAGUGGAUUUAACACACAAGACAAGGCCGUUGAUUAGUAGUGCCGCAAAUAAGCAAGAAUUAUGCAAAGCUAGAAGUGGCAACUUCAGCUCCAUGUUGAGCUCCUCACCACCUCUAAGUAGAGGAUUUGACAGCAGUCAGAUCGUCUCAUACCCUAAUCAUGUUGGUCAUAGCGUCUUGCCACAGUCGAAGAAAUCCACAACUGGGUUAAGACAAGUCCCUGUGGCUCGGUCAUUGUCGAUGUCAGUCAUCGAUGGUUCCUCUCAAGAACACAAGAGAGGCAGAGAGGAAAGAGGAGAGCCAGCCCUGGUGGAGUUGGAGGAAGAGGUUGAUCCAUUGCUUAUGGAGUUCACCGCAAGCAGUGUUCAUCUCAUGGGGCAGUUUGGGAGGCAAGGUUCAGGCCGGGCUGAUCUUACCCUGCCAAGUGGUAUCCAUGCCACAGCACAGGGGCAGCUCUUUAUAGUUGACUGUGGAAAUGCACGUAUCCAGGUGACUGACCCUCAGGGGAAUGUCCUUCAGCAAGUAAGUUCCCCAAACAUCAGUGGCUCCUCCAUAAGAUGCCGAAACUACUUUGACAUCGCCGUCAAUGCCAAGGGUCUCAUCGCCUUAAGCUGUGCUGCGGAAAGAGCUUUGCUUGUGUUCAGCCGACAUGGUCGCCUGCUCCAGACCUUUGGAGGAUCUGCGUUGGGCUCUGCAAAGGAUGAGCUAGAAGCUCCCCGAGGGGUGGCUGUAACUAGACUAGAUGAAUUCUUGGUAGCUGAUAUCAGAAAAGGUACCCUCAUAGCCCUGAAGCUUGACCCUAAAACGGGCUCCAGGCUUGAACGCACAGUGGUGACCGGAUUCCACAGGCCUUACUUGGUGGCGACCUGCUUGAGCUCGGGCAUGAUAGCAGUGUCCGAAAGGGGCAAUGAAACAGGACGAGUGCCUUGCAUCAAAGUUCUGGAGCCAAGCUGGAACACAGUGAGAGUUCUUGGUGUAUGUGCUGGCAUGGGACCAGUCCUCACAUGCCCCUGGGGCAUAUGCAUCGAUAAAGACGGCAACAUCUUAGUUGCAGACUGGGGAGAGCAGCACAGAAUUGUGUUGUACCCUGCUCAAGGCGUGGGCUGGCCCAUCGUACGCCAGGGACUGAGCAGCCCACGUGGCCUGACCUUAACACCAGACGGGCUUCUUGCCGUGUCCGACAGCAUGCACCACUGCAUUAAGAUUUACAAUUAUAAAGGGUGACAUGAUUAAAUUGACCUCAUUUACAGUUAAGGGGAGGGUUCAUCAAACUGGUGUCUUGAACAUGUAUUAAAAUGAUAAAAAAAAAACA
Molecule: messenger RNA, 2838 nt
Organism: Poeciliopsis prolifica (blackstripe livebearer)
Lineage: Eukaryota; Metazoa; Chordata; Actinopteri; Cyprinodontiformes; Poeciliidae
Exons: 3
Coding region: 96-2750 (884 amino acids)
Biological process (GO): negative regulation of translation; proteasome-mediated ubiquitin-dependent protein catabolic process; protein polyubiquitination
Molecular function (GO): translation repressor activity; ubiquitin protein ligase activity; protein binding
Source: RefSeq, a predicted model, not a curated record